Linum trigynum is the source of this 1010-nucleotide messenger RNA. Lineage: Eukaryota; Viridiplantae; Streptophyta; Magnoliopsida; Malpighiales; Linaceae. The record is from the annotation of a GenBank genome assembly.
UUUAAUUUUUUAAAAUUUCCACCUCAUUUUCAACUACUAACUAUUAAAAAAUAAAAAUGAACUUUUAGUCAUGGUAAAUCUGACAUCGCUUUCCAUGGUCGCCGGAGCAGUCGUACUUGCCGUCGGAGACCCCGGACGGACUGACCAAGUACCGAGAGGAGGAGCUGAAACUACUCCGAGGAAAUGGUUAGGGACAACGUUAGAAAGGAGAACGGAUAAUUGAUUAUGACGUCUACGGCGAACUCGAAAACCCGGACGGCAAUCCGGAUCUCGCGCAACCCGUCCUCGGUGGCAAAGACCACCCUUAUCCUCGCCGGGUCCGCACCGGCCGUCCCCGACCAGAAUCUGGUACGUAUCUUACCGUUCUCUGGAUCCAAAAUAUGCUACCCCUCGCAAUGGGGAGCUCCAAUUUCUACGUGCCGAGCAACGAGGAGUUCUCACAGGUGAAGAGAUCGUCGUUUCACGUCACUGUGUCGAGGGAGCUCAGCGCGGUUGUCCCGGCAACAGAUACUUUCUUAAUUGAUUGGGAUUUGGGGUUCCCACAAUUGACCACUCUUUCUGCCUCCACUUCUCCCAAUUUCCCUUUCUGCAAACGCAAACUCGUCGGUGAGAAAUUCUUCUACGUAGGCUACGACGACACCAAGGGGAAGAUGAAUCAGACUCUCGAGUUGCGCUUCCAUCGAGAUUCCGACGGUCACAGCACACAUAAAGCCUCGAUUGUUGUCGGCCAUUACGUUUACACUGAUCUCGCAGGUAAAGGAGUGAGCGGCGACUGAGAUUUCGCGGGUGAAGGAGUGAGUGGCGAAGGUUAGGGAUUUGGAAGAGUUGGCGGCGAUUUUGCCUACGAAAGAGUGAAUAACGACUGCAAGCUGAGAGGAGAGAGAGGUGAAUCGGAGAGUGCUCGUUCAUUCUUCACCGGUUAGGGGAUGCGACGUUGAGAAGAAAGCUUGAGAGGCGGCGGUGGGGACUUGCAGCGAAGGACUUUGUUGUUAUAAAAAUUAAUUAUAUUU